This is a messenger RNA of Entamoeba invadens IP1, 990 nucleotides long. Its product is annotated as actin, putative. The coding region runs from base 1 to 990 and encodes 329 amino acids. The transcript has 2 exons. The record is from RefSeq and is a predicted model, not a curated record. Lineage: Eukaryota; Evosea; Mastigamoebida; Endamoebidae.
AUGAAAGUUGGAUUUCCAAAUAGAGAAUAUCAAACUGUAGAUUUGGUGUUUCCAAACAUCAUUGCUGCAAAUAAAAACAAUAACAAUGAUUAUUUAGUUGGUUCCGAAGCUUUAGAAAAACGAUUUGACUACAGUGUUUCGGCUCCUUUUGAAUUGGGAAAAUUAAAAAAUAAAGACUGUCUUUCGAAGGUUUAUGAUUACAUUUUCAAAACCCAAUGCAAGGGUGACAGUCAUACCCACGACAUUUUCAUGACUGAAGAUUUCAUUGAUUCUAAUUCAACUCGAGCAGAAAUGGCCCAAAUAAUGUUUGAAAAUUUUGAAGUUCCAAAUCUUCACUAUGAAACGCCCAGUUCAGCUUCAGUAUAUUCAGUAUGUAGAGUUAACGGUUUGGUUGUUGAUAUUGGUGAUGUGUUUACAAGAGUACUUCCCAUUUAUUAUGAAAAACCUGACUAUAAUCACAGUUAUAAAACUCUUUUUGGUGGAGCUGAUGUAUUCAAUGUAUUUAAAUCACUAAUACAACGUAAUAACUAUUUCAAUCUUGAUUUUGGCACCAUUUAUGAUAUUAUAAAAAAGAUGUGUUACGUUACUCAAGAUGUCAACAAAGAACUUGAAAAAGAAGAUAAAAGUUUUUUGAAACAAUAUGAAUUGCCUGAUAAAUCCAAAUUGAAUUUGGCAAAAGAAACAUUCUUGGCUACAAAUGUUAUGUUCCAACCUGAAAACUUUGUGGAUAUUACUGGAAAACAUCAACAGGAUGGUAUCCCAAAAAUAAAAGUAGAUACUAUUAAACAUUGCCCUAUCGAUACGAGAGAGGAUCUUUAUGACAAUAUUAUAAUAACUGGUGGUAAUACAAUGUAUGAUGUUGCUUUAAGUAACAGAAUUUAUGGUGCUUUUCAUGGUUGUGCUACUUUAGCAGAUUUAUCAACAACCACUUACAUUUCUAAAAGAGAAUACGAAGAAAAGGGAAGUGCUAUCUAUGAAAGCAAACACUAA